AUGUCGUACGCUGCUCGCAAUUCCACCGCCCCCAACCCACGCCCGCUGCUUGAACCCUCUGGGAACCACUCAGGAGACCUACUCCAAGGUCCCAAUGAGUCCCAUGGUUCCUGGAACUAUCUGCCUCGACUUUGCGGUUGCCGCCGACCGCCGCGCCGCCUGACGAUGCCGACGUGGCAGCCCACUCGUCCACUGGUGGCGAUUGGCCUCCGCCUGGUCCUCAGCGCCUUCGUACUCGGGCCAGCGAGCCUACAUGUCUACCUGGACCGGUGGCUCCGUCGCGCACCACGCCGCUGCCGCCGUCGAUGCCGCCAACGCCGUCCCUCGAGCGGUGCUAACCGCAAUCCACUGGACUACAAUAAGGUCAUUCGUGGGUUCACUGCUGCUGCUAAGCAGCACACCAAGGCUGCAUUUGUCCCGACCCCAGCCGACGCCAUCGAAGCGAUCCUUUUUGAGCUGACAGAUCGCGUGGACAUUCUUGCAAAGAUCAACCUGGCUAGGCCCUACACCCCAAAGGUGGCCAUGGCUCGUUUCACGGUUGAUACUGGUGACGCGCUUGCUAACCAGUCGCACGAGGCAAUUAUGUCCUCGCUGUUUGCUAGUACGCAAACUGACACGGUGAAGUCGCUACUGUCUGAGUUCGUCCAAGUCACUCGACUCGGACGUGGUGGAAUUAUGGUUUCAGUGACAUCUUCCAAUGCCCUCAAAGCACUUGGAGGACAGUACCUGUCCAUUAUGGGCAAAAAAUACAUCAUCCCUGUGCACGAGGAGCAGCCAUUGGACUCUCUUUGUUUCAUGGACAAUACUGGAAUCCGUGACAACUUUGACGCAACGCAAUUCUACCGCAAGCUGACCCAGCUCGGCGUGGAUGUGGUCUACCACAGCGUUUGUGCGGUCCUUCCUGGAACUGGAUGCCACACGAACACAUGGCGUGUCUACUUCACGGAUGCGGCGAUCCCUGCCCAACUGCAGAUAAACGGAGAACCCAUCAACCAAAUUAAGUACCAGAGGUUCUAUUACCGCGUGUACUUCAAAGGCACUAAGGGGACCGCGUUCCGCAGUGUUAACGGAGGGUCAACGCAUUGUGUCGACAUCGAGGCAAAGCGGUAA
Aphanomyces astaci is the source of this 1110-nucleotide messenger RNA. RefSeq lists its product as hypothetical. The transcript has 2 exons. The record is from RefSeq and is a predicted model, not a curated record. The coding region runs from base 1 to 1110 and encodes 369 amino acids. Lineage: Eukaryota; Oomycota; Saprolegniomycetes; Saprolegniales; Verrucalvaceae.